AUGUCCCCUUGGAUUAUAACCGCUUACAUAUUUUGGAACAACUUGGCGCUGGUAUCUACCCAACUUGUUAACGGCCAAUUUUACACACCAGGGCUUGCGAUAUCAAAUGCGCCUGCUCCCGGCAGUCAGUAUUCUGCCGGAGGUGCCAUAGGGGUUUCGGUCGAUGUAAGUGGUAAUGGGAGGCUCCCUAUCUCAGCAUCAUUUCCGGGGUCAACACUCCCAACUGCAUUUAUAUCGUUGAAUAUAUUCCUCAUCUCUUCUCAAACCAACACCAAUGUUACGGUAACCAGCGGAACGCAGUUUUUGGAAGGCGAGCCAGGAAGUACCGUCAAACAUCUCAAUUUUGCGAUACCAAGCUGCCUGAAGACCGGUGACUAUAAUUAUACUUAUUACGAGGUCUCGCGUGUUAACGGAGAAACCUUCUUUUCGAUUACUCCUAUCCCUAUAUUUAUACUCAACAGCCAGCAGGACGACAAAGCGUGCGAUGGGUCCACGGAGCCUGAAGUCCAACCGCAAGCAUCCUCGCCUCCUCCGGAACAACCUUUUCUCGGGGCAGGAUUUUCGCUCACCACUGGUUUUUCUCAAGUAAAUGCACCGACAAACACGUUGCCGGGGACCCAGAAUACCGUCACUGUCACUUUGACUAAAACGGUAGUUUCAGAGAUAUCCACCUCGAUUACCCAGACCCAAACAUUGACUCUUGCCGAUGGAAGUCUGAGCACUGUCACAACGGCCAUUCCUACCUUAUUGCCGACCAUGGUUACUACUGUCUUUACCACACCAUCACUGAGCUCCUUCGUUCCGAUUAACUCCAGCUCUCGGAUUCUUUCAAACCCACUCUUCUUGACUCUCUUCACAGGAUGCGUCUGUUUUGCGUUGAUCCAGGGCAUUUAA
Rhizoctonia solani is the source of this 894-nucleotide messenger RNA. RefSeq lists its product as uncharacterized. The record is from RefSeq and is a predicted model, not a curated record. Lineage: Eukaryota; Fungi; Basidiomycota; Agaricomycetes; Cantharellales; Ceratobasidiaceae. The transcript is spliced from 4 exons. Bases 1 to 894 code for a protein of 297 amino acids.